Bradysia coprophila is the source of this 1574-nucleotide messenger RNA. Its product is annotated as myrosinase 1-like. The record is from RefSeq and is a predicted model, not a curated record. Gene Ontology annotation, biological process: carbohydrate metabolic process. NCBI's taxonomy places the organism in Eukaryota, Metazoa, Arthropoda, Insecta, Diptera, Sciaridae. Gene Ontology annotation, molecular function: beta-glucosidase activity.
AUAAGUCUACUUCAAAUUGUCAGUUAAUUGUUUAAUCAUUUUCCACAGUUUUUAGUUAGCUGUGUAAACUCGCGAGGUUUACUAGUGUCCGAUACAGUAACACAAUGAAAGCACAACUUUUCGCCGUUUGUUUGGUGGCUGGUUUUUGCCUAUCGACGGGUCAAGUGCAAACAUUCCCUCCUAAUUUUCUGUUUGGCAGUGCAAGUGCAUCUUAUCAAGUAGAGGGUGGAUGGGAUGCAGAUGGAAAAGGACCGAGUAUCUGGGACGAACUAACACAUAAAUAUCCAGACAAAGUAUACAACCGGGAGAAUGGAGAUAUUGCGUGUAACUCAUACGAACUCUACAAGGAAGAUGUUCAGUUAUUGAAAGAUGCAAAUAUGGACUUCUAUCGGUUUUCAAUAUCGUGGUCUCGUGUCAUGUCGGGUGGUGACAAUGCAACCGUUAACGAGGCAGGUCUACAGUACUACGACAAUUUAAUUAACGAACUAAUAGCAAAUGACAUUCAGCCAAUGAUAACAUUGUACCACUGGGACUUACCUCAAGCCAUUCAAGAAAUCGGAGGAUUGACAAAUCCUCUGAUUGUAAGGUAUUUCGAAGACUAUGCUGACCUCGUAUUGAAAAGAUACAGCGACCGCGUCAAGUACUGGUCAACAUUCAAUGAACCGAUCAUCAUUUGUCAACAUGGAUAUGGAAAUCCGGAUAGGGCACCGUUUGUUUAUUCGGCUGGUAUCGGUGUUUAUUUGUGCUCGCACAAUUUGUUGUUAGCACACGGUAAAAUCUACGACUUAUUCGAUGCGAAAUAUCGAACAGAGGGCAGUAAAAUGGGAAUAGUUAUCAGCUGUGGAUUCAGCUUUCCGUUGGAUGAAAACAAUCCAGAUGAUGUGGCUGCUGCUGAUAGAGCCAUGCAAUUUAGUUGCGGCAUGUACGGUCAUCCAAUAUUCAGUAGAACUGGCGGCUACCCGCCCAUAAUGGUUGAGGUAAUAAAUGAGUUGAGCAAAAAGGAAGGUAGAGCUUGGUCUCGACUACCAUACAUGAGUGCUGAGGUUAGAGAUUCAUUGAGAGGAAAAUCCGAUUACUACGGACUGAACUAUUAUAGUAGUGGUUUAGAAACAGCCUCGACAUAUGAACGUUCUGGUGAGCCUUCCUUUUGGACCGAUCAAUAUACUAGCGGUAUUAAGAAUGCGUCUUGGCCUGUUGCCAAGUCCACAUGGCUAGUUUCCGUACCGGAAGGUUUAAGGGGCAUGUUAAAUUGGAUCAAAAACCAAUACGAUAAUCCAGAAAUAAUAAUCACCGAAAACGGUUGGUCAGACGAUGGAGAAUUAGAGGAUACCGGUCGGAUAGCAUACCUUCGGGGUCAUUUAAAGGCUGUUCUAGAUGCAAUUGACGAUGGCGUAAAUGUUACCGGACACACAACGUGGAGUCUGUUGGAUAACUUCGAGUGGAUGAUGGGAUAUUCCGAAAGGUUCGGUAUUCAUUACGUUGACUUUGACGAUCCAGCCAGACCUCGUACACCAAAGGCUUCAGUGGCAUUUUUAAGGAAUGUUAUUCAAACAAGAAUCGUUCCAGAUGAAUGA